Molecule: messenger RNA, 3585 nt
Organism: Effrenium voratum
Lineage: Eukaryota; Dinophyceae; Suessiales; Symbiodiniaceae
Source: the annotation of a GenBank genome assembly
AUGGAUGACUGCCACCGCGAGUUUACCGAAAGCCAGGAAUUCCACAGGCUCUAUGCCUUCCUGCUGUUCACCACGGGUCUAUGGAUCUCAGGCAAGCUUUUUGCCCGCGCGGGCAUGCCUGCUCUGAUCGGAGAGAUUGCAGUGGGCAUCCUUGCUGGGCCCCACGUGCAAAACGUCGUCCCAGAAGCGGACGCUUUGAUUUUGGAGGGCGAGCUGGCACUGGUUCUGCUGAUGAUAGAAGCAGGCCUCCACGUGGACAUGGAAAUGAUCAAGAUCGUCGGCCUGCGUGCCCUGGUGGUGGGCCUGGUUGGUUCCUUCCUUCCUAUGGGCCUAGGCAUGCUGGUGGCGCGCACCAUCUUGAAGCUGGGGAUGAUGCCGGCCUUUGCCAUUGGAGCCUCCUUUGCGACAAUGUCCACGGGCAUCGCGCUGAAUGUGAUGAAAGCUGGCGGUGUCUUGAACCAACCGACUGGCCAGCUUGUAUUGGCAGCUGCCACGGUGAACGAAUUGAUCAACAUUGCGUUGAUCACAGAGAUUGAUGCUAUUGUUGAGGAUGGACCAUGGCACACCUACGUUGUGCCAAUAGUGGUGAUGUUGGUGCUGGUGCUGUUCAUGAGCGUGCUUGCUGUCAAAGUUGUACCUUGCAUGCUGGACAAGGUUGUGCUGCCGAGAGUACGGCCAAGCAAUCGGCAGAACGUGGUUCUUGGGUUGCUUCUGGUCGCCACUGUCGUGUACAUGCCGGUGUGUAAGCUCACCGGUUCCUCUGCACUCCUGGGCGCGUUCCUGGCGGGCUUCUGCUUUUGCACAGAUGAAGCCGUCCACAACACCUGGAAGCGGCAAGUGAAGCGUGUAGCCACCUUUUUGAUGCGGUACUUCUUCGCUUGCAGCAUCGGCUUUACGGUGCCAGUAGAAGACUUUGGGAGCGCCCAAGUUUGGAUGAAGGCCGGAGCGCUGCUUAUGUGCAUUGUCGGAAAGCUUUGCAUGGGGGUCUUUGCGAUGCCCCUGACGCUGAACGAGUUUCUGACUUUGAGUUUUGCUUGGGGCAGCUGGGGCGAGUUCUCCUUCAUCCUGGCCUUGCGUGCCAUGCGGGGCAACCUCUUGGAAGGACAGGACUAUAGCGCUCUGGUGCUGGCAGUUCUGAUUUCCAUUCUGGUUUGCCCCACUGCCUUGCGCUGCGUUCUCUCGCGAAGCGAGCAAGAAGCAAAGAAAAACAUCGAGGAAGCAAAGAACGACACGGCAUCCUGUGAAGCAGGAAUGGUUCACUCAGUCUAUUACUGUUUGCAGACGCGCUCUCAUGCACAGUGGGGUCAGCAGGCCGCUCUGUUGUCAGCACUUGCAGAGGCUGGGUGCAAGAUCGUGGACUUCCGAUCCUUUCACCCCUUCAGUGAUGUUGGAGCGCAGCACAUCGUAAAUGAGCUGUACUUGAAAGAUCUGCGCUUGGAGCUGGUAUUGGAGGAGCAGCUGUUGCCGGAGGACCAGGAGCGGCUGAACCACCGUACGAAGCAAAUCCUGCAUUUCGUUCUUGCUGCUCUGCGUGAAGCCGAAGUCAAGAUCUUGAGAUGGCAGCCUGGCGAAGGCACAACGGAACUUAUAGAGGAGAUGCACCACACAGGUGCUCCGUACUCAACUGAAGUCCCGGUGCGGUCCUUGAGAAGGGGAGGAAGUCCAUUGGAGCAGAUAGCGGCGCAGCAAGCCCAUGAAGAGAUGCAGAGGAAUCAGAAGAUCAUGAUGCGCAGGCACAGUCAGGCCACAAUGGCCACAGACCCUUUGGAUGACUAUUGCUUUCCAGGCACCCCGAGGGCACAUCAUGAACUGGAUGGCUGGGUGCACACGGAGGCACACGACGCCUUUGAUUUGGCACAGCGCUCCCGGCAGAAAGACUUCGCCAAGACUUUCCCCGAGUUCUCGCGACUGAGGGCCAGGCCCACAGCCGUCCUCCGCCAGAACUCGCGCGUGGAGAGCCGUGCCGCCGAGCUGGAGCGGGCACUGCGCCCGGAGCCGUCUCGAACGGAGCUGGCCAACGUGGACAGCUCCAACCGCGACGAGUGGUUCCAGAAGGAUGCGGACAGCAUGACUUCGAAGCUGGAAUACCUCACCAAGCAUGCGCGCCUGGAGCACUUGUCAGAGGAGCACCGGGGAGAGGAGGAGGCCUUAGCCAAGGAGGAGCGAAGGCGGCAAGAGGAGGAGCGAAGGCUGCGCCAGCGCGAGAGGUGGGCGCGAGAUCCUCAGCGCAAGGUUGCCCAGAAGGUGGAAGACCGGCGCCGGUUUGGAUGGGACGGGAUCGAGCAGCACAUCCCCGUGCAGGAGAUUGAGGUGGGCGCAUCUAGGAGGAAAGUUGGUAUGGUGGACGUGGGCGGCCUGAAAGCCCGCUGCAAGCUGCUGCGGGACAAUCUAUCUGUUGAGGACCUCCUGCAAAAGCGUAGGCGGGAGGAGUAUUAUGAGCAAGGCGAGGCUGAAAGAUAUCAUCGGGUGCCCAGGGCUGCACGACUCCAGGCAGAGCUCACCCAAGCUGCGGUCUCUUUAGGCGGCCUACCCACGAAGCAUGGCCUGAUCCUGGACCUGGGUGCAGGCGGUGGCCUCAGUACCCUUACCUUCCAGGCCUUAGCCGGGGGCGCAGCAUACGUCCUGGCAUUUGACACCAGCGCCCACAUGUUCACCACGGAGAUUCAGGAGUCAUCUCUGUCAGGGAUCCGGGUCCAACCCACUGGCGGGUCCGAAGGCGACUGCGACGUGAGCGACGGCUUGGUUUGGGUUGCAAGGCGCAGUGACCGAGUGCUGGCAGACAUGUCCCAGCCACUCCCGUUGCGUGCGGGGGUUGCUGAUGGUGUCCUUUCUGUGAGCGCGGUGCAAUGGCUCAUCAACCCACGGACUGCACCUGCUUCCCCUUCAGCAACGCCAAUGAAAGUUGAGCCCAUUCCGACCAGCAUCCCACAGGGCAAGCUCCACACAUUAUUUGCAUCAUUGCACAAGGUCACGACGGACCAAGCAAAGUUGGCGAUGCAGUUCUAUCCCCCCAAGGGUGACCAUGAUUUCGGCGCCAGGGCGCUGUGCGACGCUGCCCGGGAAGAGUCCUGGGGAGCAGACGUGGUUUUGGACUUCCCGCAUCAUCCGUCCUCCUUGGCCAAAAAAUGGUUUCUUGUGGCAGGCCGGGGAGGCCGCGAUUCCGCCAGCCCAUGGUGCGCCCUUUGCUGGCCCGUGGUGGCGGCGCGUUGCGCGCUCACGCUGCCAGCAAGUUUGCCUCAGGAGCGCGCCCGGCAACAGCACGCAGAGCUGGCGCUGCGCUUGGUGCGCUGCGGGCGCCGGCUGCGAAGCGAGGAGGAGGCCGAGGUGCAGCGCCGGUUGCUGCAGCAGCUCCACCCCCUGCAGGUGCAACUUGCCAAGGCCCUGGACCGCGCGCUUGAAUCCGAAAGCUGCGAAACGCCGAGUUCCAAGCGGGCGAAACGCACCCCGGAAACCAAGACCGAGCUGCGGAGCGUUGUGUCUGCUUCCUUGCCGCAGCUGGUGAGCAUCCUCCAUACGCCACCCAGUGAGGAAUGGCUGAAGCCGCCUUUGCCUCUGGAUUCGGCCGGAGUGGCCGAUGGGAUUUGA